Carassius auratus (goldfish) is the source of this 2784-nucleotide messenger RNA. Its product is annotated as progesterone receptor. Bases 524 to 2434 code for a protein of 636 amino acids. Gene Ontology annotation, biological process: regulation of DNA-templated transcription. Lineage: Eukaryota; Metazoa; Chordata; Actinopteri; Cypriniformes; Cyprinidae. Gene Ontology annotation, molecular function: sequence-specific DNA binding; DNA-binding transcription factor activity; zinc ion binding. The record is from RefSeq and is a predicted model, not a curated record. The transcript has 9 exons.
CAUUAAUAAAUGACCUCAAACUAAGAUCAUUCACAAUCUAAAACCAGCCUAUUCCUAGUUAGAUUUGCGGACUUUGCUGAGCAUAGACGUCACAGACACUUUCGGUUGAGAUUUGUGACACAGACAUGAGUAAUAUUCAGUCUGGAAACCAAUGUCUAACUUCUCCAUGUGUGACUUCUGCACAGAUAAAUUCGAAGGACGUCUUUUCUCUCUCCAGUUGCGCUGAACACAUUAUGUGGCGCAUGUAGGCUAUCAUGUUGGAUAUUAUUAGGCUAUAAUGAAUUUUAUUUCAUGACGUCAUCCACGACCACCAGUUCUCCGUGAUGAUAUUUGGGUCUUUAUCGAUCACUCUUCAAUGAGACUCUAUGAUUUUAUGUCAAUGACUUAUAGCCAAAAGGAAUAAGUCGCAGGGACACUUUUGUACAGCCUCUCACCACAAGGAAGAAUAGAGAAGGUUAUUUGCCACAGAUCACAACAUCCAACCAAACAGAGAGGACGCAUCUUUCCGGCCAGAUUUGUGAUUAUGGAAACCAAAACUAACAGCAGAAUGGAAACUGUGAACACUUCUCUCGCUGAUUCCACAGAGAUGAGGACUGGAAUAAGUAGUUUCGUCGAAAAAUUUACGGACGAGAGUUUAGGGCACGGCAGGGUCUCCGUGCGUAAUUUUGGAGACGCGGGGUCUUUACGCAGCAGCGCGCCUGGCUCAAGCAGCCACGGUCUGGAUCAGCUCUCUUUUCUUGACUUGCCCCUCGAUACCAAAACGUAUACUGACCAAAUGGAUGAAUUUCUGAAAGUUGAAAGCGGACAGUGGAGCGAAAAAGCGCUUCGGCCCAAGGAGACAGAUGUUUCGGAGAGUGCGUAUAUUAAAGAUGAGCAUGAGCAGUCUCUCAUCAUGGAGCCACCCAACACUGAUUUCGACCUCGGCUUAAACAUCAGCGCCUUGGAUAGCUGCUAUGAUCCAGCCGAAAAGAAACAGCAGUGCGACUUUAUUGAGGACUCUUCAACUUUGCUCUCAUCUCAAGCUGCCCAACAGGUGGCUGUGGACAGUUCCUCUAACUUUCAGCUGGACAUGAAUCAAUCUACAUUGGUUUUGCCACCUCCGAGAAGAGUAUCGCCUUCUCUCGGCAGAGGUAUGUUGAAUUUCGAUGGAACGAGUGCAGCUACCACGAUGUCCAAAACGGACAUUUCCAAAUGGGUUUCACCCGCGAACUCUCCGUUCUGGUAUCCAACCACUAAUGAAGAGCACGCUGGAUACUCUUCACCGGAGGGGUUCAUCUCGCGCUCACAGACAGUCUACACGGCAUUUCCAGGGGUUCCAUCUCAAAGACUGUGUGUUAUAUGCGGAGACGAAGCUUCGGGUUGUCACUAUGGAGUUCUUACCUGUGGAAGCUGCAAGGUGUUUUUCAAGAGAGCUGUUGAAGGUCACCAUAACUACCUGUGUGCUGGACGGAAUGACUGUAUUGUUGAUAAAAUCAGGAGGAAAAACUGCCCUUCGUGUCGUCUUAGAAAGUGCUACCAGGCAGGGAUGAUGCUUGGAGGCCGUAAAAUGAAGCGGAUUGUGGGUUUGAAGGUCAUGGGGUUGAAUCCAUCGCUGAUGUUCCAGGGUCCGUUGCCCCUGCUGGCUGAUGGUCAGACUGUGUCCUCCGUGCCCUGCAUGCCAGCGAUCCGUGAGCUGCAGCUGUCACCUCAGAUGAUCAACAUUCUGGAGAACAUUGAGCCACAGGUGGUUUACUCUGGCUACGACAACUCGCAACCAGAGCUCCCUCAUCUUCUCCUCAACAGUCUCAACAGACUCUGUGAGAGGCAGCUGCUCUGGAUUGUCAGAUGGUCCAAGUCUCUUCCAGGUUUUCGCAAUUUGCACAUCAAUGACCAGAUGACGUUAAUCCAGUAUUCUUGGAUGGGUUUAAUGUUGUUCUCGCUGGGUUGGAGAACCUUUCAGAAUGUCACCAGUGAUUACUUGUACUUUGCGCCCGAUCUCAUCUUGAGCCAAGAUCAGAUGAGGAGGUCUCCGAUCUACGAUUUGUGCUUGGCUAUGCAAUUCGUUCCACAGGAAUUUGCCAACUUGCAAGUGACCAAAGAAGAGUUUCUAUGCAUGAAGGCUUUGAUGCUCCUCAACACUGUUCCUCUGGAAGGCUUGAAGAGUCAAACACAGUUUGAUGAAAUGAGACAGAACUACAUCUGUGAGUUGACGAAAGUCAUCCAGCUGAAGGAGAAAGGAGUGGUGGCCAGCUCACAGAGAUUCUACCAUCUGACCAAACUCAUGGACACCAUGCACGAGAUUACAAAGAAGGUCAAUCUGUACUGUCUGACCACUUACAUCCAGGCGGAUGCCAUGAAGGUGGAGUUUCCAGAGAUGAUGUCAGAGGUCAUUGCAUCACAGCUGCCGAAAGUGCUGGCGGGAAUGGUCAAACCCCUUAUGUUUCACAACAAGUGAUCCAGACAGGACGCUUGGGUCUGUGCUGAUUUUCAUCUCUGAUGAAUGUGUACCACAUCUAAAUAACAUAGACAUGCAUCUUUCCAUGUACAAUCAUCCCCUUAUAAUAGUCACGAGUUCUGAUCAAAUGUGGUAGUUGAAAAUCCACAGUUUUUCAAUGUGGAGAGAGAACCAGAAUCUGAAGACAACAUAUAAUCAUGCAGUAUUAUUAAACCUGCUAUUGCCUUUUACAAAAACAUUACAAAGAAAAGUGGUCUUAAAAUGUGCUGAAAAAAUGUGAUGUAUGGGUUUUUCAAAGCCUUUGUUAUUUUUCAGAUUAUUACUUAAAUAUUACAAAAAAUGUUAGACAG